Messenger RNA from Sycon ciliatum, 5310 nucleotides. RefSeq names its product hemicentin-1-like. Gene Ontology annotation, biological process: homophilic cell-cell adhesion. Lineage: Eukaryota; Metazoa; Porifera; Calcarea; Leucosolenida; Sycettidae. Gene Ontology annotation, cellular component: plasma membrane. The transcript has 32 exons. Bases 1 to 5310 code for a protein of 1769 amino acids. Gene Ontology annotation, molecular function: protein binding. The record is from RefSeq and is a predicted model, not a curated record.
AUGACUAUCGCCAACACAACAAUAUCUCAUAACGGCACGUACACAUGUCAGGCUCAGCUCGCUACUCCAAUAGGGGCAUACGCGAGAAGCACCACAUUCUCGUUAACAGUGGCAGUGAAACCAGUGUUCUCCGUCAUCAAGUCCAAUUUCACCCGGCUGGAGGCCCAGAGUGUAACGUUUACCUUGGUGGUGCUCUACCCUGGCAACCCAGCCAUCAAGCCAAGUGAUGUACGUGCUGAUCGUGCUUCGGCGCAAAAAUGGCCUAAUUCUACAUUGCUUACUUUGUGUCGGGUACUUCCCUCUUGCAUGCCAUCAUACGAGUCAGAUAGAACACGUAUUAUUUUCUCUCUGUCGCCCCUUGGCACUGUGCAUCCGAUUGGAUCCACAUUUGUGUUCUCCGUUGAUCGUCAACGCCUCACAAUCAAUCGACUGCAGCGCCUCGACUCUGGCAUGUACACAGCACGAGCUGGAAAUUACAAUGGCUUUGCAGUGGCCGUCUUCCACCUGCUGAUGAAUGUUCGACCCUUCAUAUCAACCCCUUCUAGAGAUGAGAAGUUUACUGUAGAGGAGGGAAAGUCCCUAUCGAUCCCAUGCAAUGCCAGUGCUUUCCCCAGCACCAUGCCCGUGUGGGAGCAGAUCGGACUGGGUCGAGUUCCCACCACGGGCAGCGUCAGUGCCAGCACACUAUCCUCUUAUGAUGCAACACAGCAACUCUACCUGACGGCGAAUAUUCUGGUGAUUUCCGACGCUACAUUCUACAACUGCGGCAGAUACCGUUGCGAAAUUGCGAUAGUCGACGACACUGGCUCACAUUUCACUGCUGUUGAAGUGGACAUAGAUGUGCAAGCCGGUCCAAGGUUCAACCAGUCUCAACGUGAAUACACAGUUCUCGAAGGUGAAAUGCUUGACGUCGAAUGCAUCGCAUUCGCCAAUCCACGGCCAUUGUUUGUCUGGACUGUAUCACCGGGAUUUCCCGCUGCGAUGACUGGCCUGGCUAGUGACGUCACAGUCUUGCCAUACCAUACUUCUACGUAUAGUAUGAGCAAUGCUGCUGUGGACGGAUUGUUGAACAACUACACACUGACUUGCAACGUGAACAACUCCAUUGCCACAGCCAGCACUACAUUCACUGUCGUAGUGCAAAUCCCACCAGCGUACAUCAGCUCAAGAACUGGAAUAUACGUAACGUGCAAUGAACACCAAUACGUUACACUGAGUUGCACUUACCGUGGACUGCCCGCGCCAACCAGUUUCUGGCAACAUGCAUCGAAUGCUACGAACCCUUUAUUUACAGUCGUUGAACGAAACAGCACCUUUCCUAAUGUGUACACUAGUGCACAUGCCUUCCCCAGUGUGAGAAAGUCGGACGAGGGAAAUUACUCAUGUUUGUUCCGGAACGAUGCAGGGAAUGCUUCUCAGGAUCUGUUCCUCCGAGUGCAAGUUCCUCCCCGAGCUAGUGCCGUGACGACACUUGUCCACGGUGUUCAAGAUAUGGUUGCUUCACUAAUAGUUCUACUGGACUUUGCUGGCGAUCCGGGUGUUCCUGUGGCUAACAUCACUUGGACAAAGUUUGUCAAUGCGUCACCCGAAGUGCCAAUUCCAACGUCAUUCCUAUCACAAAGCCGACUGAACCUCAGCAUAGCACACAUGAAUUACACCGAUGCUGGCUUGUACAGUGCACAGCUCUCAAAUCCAGCUGGUGCUGCAACUGUAAACUUCACUCUGGAGUACAGAGAGCCACCAAGGUUCAUCUCACAGCCAGUCGUAGAAACACGUAACGAAGGCGCCAGUGUACAGCUUGAAUGCAUUGCCAGUGGUGUGCCGAGACCAAGCAUCAAGUGGCUGCACAAUGGAAUUGUCCUGAACGGAUCAGCAAUCACUACAAUCACGGAAGCGACGUACAACGCCAGCUUUGCAUGUGAUCAUAGCGAGUGUGUUUUGUCAAAAUUGGCGAUAUCGAACAUCACGUAUCCGGAACAUCAAGGCGAUUAUGAGUGUGAAGCAUCUAACAUUGUGUCUUCUGCCAUCAGCCGAAAUUCCACUUUGAACAUUUUUGUUCAGCCAACGGAGACCAUUGCCGCAUCAGAUCUAGCAGUGGUGGAAGGCGCCACGGUUCAUAUCACUUGCAAUGUACAUGCAGCACCAAUAUCAGCGAUAACCUGGUUCUUCAACAAUGUGGACAUAUCAUCAAGCCAUUCCUUUUCGGCUGGUCGUAUUCAACUUACGCAAUCCGAUCAUAAUCUGACCAUCAGCACGGUCGAAUUCCGUGAUCGCGGCGUCUAUCAAUGCACAGCCAGUAACACAGAUAGCAGCGGAACUCUUGGUGGAUCUGUCAACGGCACAGAGGUCACUCUCAGUGUGUAUGUUUCGCCAAUAAUAUCCGAAGCACCAGACAAUAUCACAAUUGUCGAGGGUGAGAAUGUCACUUUAACCUGUAUGGCAACUGGGCACCCAGCUCCAAGCAUACAUUGGCAGUAUAAUGGUACUGAUCUGCCAUCGUACUCAAAUGUAAGUAUUGCUGAAGGUCCAGUGGAGCCAACCUACAUCACCAGCAGCUUGAGUCUGGACAGCGUUGGGUUUGAGCAACGCGGUGCUUACAGAUGUGUGGCCAAAAUCAAUGCCACGGGUUCCCGGGACGUGGAGAGAAUGAGAGAUGUGGCUAGCAGUGAAGGCAUUUUGACAGUCUACACGGAGCCACAACUCCAGUUCUUGUCAAGCGCCUUACACAUAGAACAUCCUGAGCAGAUCAACAUCACCUGCACUUUCUCAAGCAACCCUCCUCCAACUGUUAUAAUUUCUGCUCCUGGCUACUCACAAAGUCAGAUGUUAUCACUGGGAUUGCUACACACUGUCCAAGGAGUAUAUUCCAGAGGCAUGCCUUGGAGUCAGGCAACACUACAUCUAGCAGCAGCAAGAUGUUCAGACAAUGGUACUUACACGUGUACAGCAAUGACACCAGCUGGAAACGCAACUCAGGACACAUCCGUUACUGUCUACGAGAUACCUGAUCCUCCCCAACCGGCUACAGUGGUGCAGAAUAUUCCCUACAAUAUCACUAUUGAAUGGACAGAGCCACAAGGCAAUAAUGCUCCCAUUUUAAGCUACAGGAUUGAGAUAACGUCUUAUGACUGUCAAGGAAACAAGGAGGAAAUGUUUCACAACACAUCUGCUGGAGUGCGGUUGGCAACAUUCAGUGUGUUGCCAAAUCGGCAGUACGAGUUCCGUGUGAAAGCCAGCAAUAGAAUUGGAACAGGAAGCUUCAGCCCCCAGUUGUCUGUUCACUCACAUGAAAUUGAACCACUGCCUGCCCCAGCCAGUGUCAAGGUAGAAGUGAUCAGCUUUGAGUCUGUCAACAUCUCCUGGUCAGACAUCAACUGUACAGAGCAAACAGCACAGACGCAGGGAUACCGUGUGUUGUACAAGGACCUAUUGGCAUCCAACUUUUCAUCUGUGGAAGUGUCAAAGCAAAGCCUUUCAUAUGUGCUGUCAGGCUUGGACGCACUAACGUUCUACACAUUCCAAGUGUGUGUGCUCUCGACUACAAUGUGCAGUGCUGACAGUGAUCCGGUUCAGGCGAGAACCUUGGCUAUAGGAAACCGCUCUCCACCUGAAGCACAUGCACCCAACAAUGCAGUAGUUGGAGUGGAAAGUGAAGCAGUGGAACUGUUUGUGAAUCUCACAGAUGCUGGCAUAGCCCCGUUACCCAGUUCCAACAUUACUUGGGUGAAGGUUGUGAAUGCUACAUUUGAGGCAGCAGUCAACGCCAGCAUCUCCUCAGAUGGCCUGACACUGAGCAUACAUAGGAUGCACUACACUGAUGCUGGAAUGUACAUAGUCUAUCUGAGACACUCAGCAGCCGUACUCAAAAUCAAUUACACCGUACUCUAUGAAGAACCGGCUCAAAUACUCCGUGGACCUGAACUUACCAAUACUAACGAAGGGAGUAAUGUUACGCUGGAGUGUGUUGCUCGCGGCAUGCCAGCACCAGCGGUAGCAUGGUAUCAUGAGGGGAGUUUGGUCAGCAGUGACCUAUACGGCACUGUCACAUAUGCGGAUGCCGUCACUACCCAAAGGGGUACGCAGGGAGUAUGGUCGGUGUUGACCUUGGACAAUGUCACCACUCUGAAUGCUGGAAUCUUUCGUUGCGAAGCUAUCAACAAACACUUGCCGUCAGCAAGUGCCUCUGCCAGGCUCGAUGUGUACAUACCGCCUGAAGAGUUGGCCGUACAGCCAAACACGUCGCUCACAGAAGGACAAACAGCGCAAUUUUCCUGUCAAAUGUCGGGAUUUGACACACCGCAUGUCACUUGGUACCACAACAAAACACGGGUUAUCACCACACUAACCAAUCCCAGGGUCGCACUAUCUGAUGGUGGCUGGAACUUGACAAUGAGCUCUAUUGUGCGCAAUGAUACUGGGACGUUUGGCUGUGUGGCGGAGAACGGCAAUGUAACGGCUGGAUAUGGCGGUGUUACCGUGGGUUCAGAAGCACUGCUCACAGUACAUGUGCCUCCCAAGAUAAUAGUGCCACAGAAUGGGAAUGUGUUUGUCGUCAAUCAAACCGAUGAUCUGGAGCUGGAGUGCGUUGUGGAGUCGUUUCCAAUGGCAACUGUCACUUUCUACGGUGGCAGCAAUAUUGUUACUCGGACUCUUGAUGGGACGAUCAUGACCAAUGCGUCAUCAGUAUACAGUACUUCAUCCCAGCUGUACACAACUAUAUACCAGCUCAGUGUGAGCAACAUCAGUGAGAGUGAUGCAGGACAGUAUGUAUGCAUCGCUACGGUGGUUGCAACAACUGGUGUUCACGUGGACAGCAUCAAUACUAGUCUUACCGUGCAAGUUCCACCGGUCGUUGAGAGAGUGAGUAAUGCCACCCAGGACAGACUUGAAGCAAGCAAUGUCACGUUCAGUUUUGCAUACACAAACUCCCCACAACCACAGCCAAGCAUACAGUGGGCAUUGCCCAUGGCCAGUCCGAGAUUUGAAGUUUCAACCAACAGGAUGUCUUUGACUAUUCGCAACUUGUCCUUGGAUGAUGCUGAUACCUACGAAGUGUGGAUUAGUAAUGCAGCAGGCACCACGUCGCUCAGCUUUACUGUCGUUGUUUACGCAUUACCCCGCAUUACCAGCCCUGCUGAUGAUGCAGUGUACAUUGUCAAUGUAACAGACGUGUUCCAAGUCACCUGUCUCUCUGAAUCGUAUCCUGAAGCAGAGGUCUCAAUCCUGAACGGCACUGAUAACCCAAUCUUCAGUUCCGAAUAUGCAGCUAUCACGGAAUCAAAUUAUUUCUCUGCCCAGCACCAUGUAUGA